AUUUUGAAGUAUUUCCUGCCGCCAAAUUCAGUGCUAAGCAUUCAGUAGCUGCAGUAUUUUAAAUGAGUGAAUUAAAGACUUCCGCAUUAUAAGCAUUCUGAAGGUGUAGACAGUGAGACACGGUGUUUUUAUAUAAAAUGAGUGCUCAUGUGAACGGCAGCGGAAGGGAGCAGAUAUCACUGGUGUCCAGAUGUGUGGAGAGCGCGCUCGAGACGGCUCUGCGCAGGGCAUUUGAGGUGGCGCUCGAGAUCGCGCUGAAUGAGAUCAGCAGGCUGACCGCAGGUCAAGCGCUACUGGGUGUCUGCUGCGAGCACAUUCGCGAGAGACCGCGGGAGAACAGCAGUCUCAAAUUACCACCACAGCAUCUCAGUCAUGGUGAAUCAAACCAGAGCAGCUUGUACAGUCGGAGAGAGGAUACACCGAGGAAAGUGUGUGAAAAGCAGGAGCGCGGUGGUGAAGUAGAUGAAAAUGUGGAUGAGAGUGAAAGUCUGGAUGGGUCUUUUCACAAAAUCUCUCAGGGUCGUGUACGAUCACACGAAAUGAACACAUCACCUAUUAAUGAGCAAGAUACAUCAGACCAAAAGGAGCUCAACAUAGAUCACAUACAAGAUGUAGAGCCAAGCGAUCAAGACUUAUCAUUUCAGCCUGCAAUUGAUCAAGUUAUGGUGAAAAGUGAAAAGCCAGACUCAGAAGAACCAGCUCUGAAUAGAAGCUCUAGAUGUGGUUCUCCUUAUCCUAGUCCAGACUAUAGUUUUGACCCAACUUGUAAUGAGGAGUUUGUGCACAACAGAAUGACUUUAGUUCAGUCAAAACUGCUAGAAGACUGGAGGCCUGAUCCAGAGAAGCCACAGGAGACUGAACCUUUGGAUCAAGAACCCAGCCACAGUCAUGGCUCCUCAAAAAUCAAUUUGCCAUCCAGUAGCUGCGUCUCUCCUGUCUCCACCCAGUUUCACAACCUCUACCUAUCAGCAGAUGACAGGACCUCCCUCAUGCAGUCAACUCAACACUGUAUUGAGCAGCACAGAACCAUAUUAAUGAGUGUGGAAGAAGGCACUGUCGCAACCAGGCCAAAAAAACAGCAGCUUUUCCCUCCAGGGUGCAGCCCGUAUCACUGCAGCAUGUGCAGCCGAGACUUCAAUCGCCUGGAGAACCUGAAGACUCAUUUAAGGAUACACACUGGAGAGCGUCCGUACAGUUGUUCGUUGUGCGGGGUGCGGUUUCGCCACUCGGGGGCACUGACACGGCACUUCCGCAUUCACACCGGGGAAAAGCCAUAUGUAUGUGGAGAGUGUGGGAAGAGUUUUAGAAACUGUGGAGGUCUGCGCUACCACCAGAAAUCACACCACCCUAAUACCGUCUUUAAAACAUCACACAUAUAAAAUGAUAUCAUUAGUCAGUUUUGAUAGUAAGCUUGUUGGCAUAUACAGGUUUAGACCAUUUUAAGUUAUAGAUCAUGAAACAUCAACAGCUAAGUUGUGUGUUUGUGUUUACUGAACCUUUUAUAAUUGUUUUAUUUGGAUUCUUACUUGAUUUAUCUGGAUUUUGAAAUGUGAUCUUUGUCUAAAUAAUGUUAAAUAAACAUUCAGUUCAAACCUUCCAACUCCUUUAAAAGUCAAGUCAAGUCACCUUUAUUUAGAUAACACUUCAUACAAUAGAGAUCGUUUCAAAGCAGCUUUACAGGGGGAAAAUAAUGAUUCUGUGAUACAAACAGAGUUCAGUUCAGCAGUACAGCAGCUCCAAAAGCAAAUAGUGUCAUUGUUCAGCUGAAGUCAGUUCAGAGUAUGUAAAAAGUCAUCUAAUAUUAAAUUAGUUAAUUUCAUAUACUGUAUAGCAGUUCUGCAGGCAAACAGUGACGUCAUUGUCCAGCUCAGUUCAGUUCUCAUCCAAUAGUGUCACAGUCAAAUCAAUGAUAUUGCUGAAAAUUAGAAAAGGCCUAAUAAUGUUAUGAUGUUAAAACUACGCUUAGUCUUAGACACAAGUAUAUUUUUAGGCUGGUAAUUAUUAAAUAUGCAUUUGAAACAUUUAGUUGCCUUUUAUGUUGUCAAAAGUAAUUUUGAAUGAAAAUGUUAAAAUAACAUUAUGAAUCCUCAGUUAUCAUUUAUUUUUUAUCUUUUAACUUUUAAAAUUGUGCUUCUUGAUCAAUGUUAAUACAAAAAUAUGUUUUAUGAAAAUAACGUAUUAAAAUAUUGAACAUACAUUCUUGUUGAAAAGGUUGGGGUCAGUAAGUUUAAAA
Molecule: messenger RNA, 2233 nt
Organism: Megalobrama amblycephala (Wuchang bream)
Lineage: Eukaryota; Metazoa; Chordata; Actinopteri; Cypriniformes; Xenocyprididae
Product: zinc finger protein 37-like
Exons: 4
Coding region: 138-1379 (413 amino acids)
Biological process (GO): regulation of transcription by RNA polymerase II
Molecular function (GO): RNA polymerase II cis-regulatory region sequence-specific DNA binding; DNA-binding transcription factor activity
Source: RefSeq, a predicted model, not a curated record